UGUUUAAUCUUCCCAAACUGGUACGGAAUAAAUUUUACGGACUUCAUUCCAUACGGGAAACAAUCGUGGUAUAUUUCCACGAUUGAAUUAUUCAAUAAAUGCACAAAAAUAUAUAAAUCCAGUAAGAAUUCUUCGUAUCGACGGGAGAUAUCCGACGGGCGACUGAAAACACGUGCGCACAUUGAAAAACCAACUUAAGUCAUACUUCCACGCGCGAUAACUCAUUAAUUACACGUCGCAUACAUCUAUCAAGCUAAAGUUUAUCCGUGCUGACCGAUAUUAAUUAAACUACCGACUUAUAACCCCGAGAAAACUGAAAAUCGCCACGAGAACCGACCGACAUACAAAACAUGUGCUCACUACUACGCAGCGCACGACGGAACAUAGACCUGCAAUAAUUCCAUAGUAGGGGUGACCCCACCGCCGCAAUACAUUCUCAAUAUGACGUGAAACAUUGUUUUCCUUAUCAUGUGGCGACCGCGCAAGAAACUCAAGUACUUCCUCACGCCGCUGGCAAUUGUCUCCGUCAUCUACAUCGUCUACCAACUGGUGAUAUUCAAUAAACUUACCGUGUACAGCAAUAGCAACAAACCGGUGACGACGAAAGUCCUCGGCACGCACAAGUACCACAUCCGACUCUAUCAGCGCACCGGCCGCAAUCAAUUCCAAUGUCUCUUCAGUCGUGAACUGAUCGACUACGAACUGGUGAAUGAUAAUUAUUGUGAUUGCACAGACGGCACGGACGAGCCAGGAACCAACGCCUGUCCUGGCAAGACCUUUUUCUGUACUUCCCAGGCAACUUACAGGAAUUACAAGAAGAUUAUCAGCUCGAAUAAAGUCAACGACGGCGUCUGCGACUGCUGUGAUGGUUCCGAUGAAUAUUUAAACAAAAAGAUCUCACCUCAUCUAGACCGAAAACUUCAGAUGAAAUUAGGGAGAUACUUGCCUCCUUGUCCAGUUCUAUGUACCUAUGAGGAUGAGUGACAUGGAAAUAGAAAUCUCUUAGUUUUUCACCAAUAAAUCAAAAACUAAUCAAGUUACAAUUCAAACAUUUAAAAUUAUCACUAAACUAUUAAAUUAAAAUACUAUUUUAUAAGUACAAUUGAUUAGUUUGUGAGUUAUGGACAAAAUGCUAUGAAAAUAUAACAUUCUAUAUAAUAUAAGUAAUAAAUUAACGUUUCGUUGCCAAA
This is a messenger RNA of Dalotia coriaria, 1190 nucleotides long. RefSeq lists its product as uncharacterized. Gene Ontology annotation, molecular function: protein binding. The coding region runs from base 469 to 984 and encodes 171 amino acids. Lineage: Eukaryota; Metazoa; Arthropoda; Insecta; Coleoptera; Staphylinidae. Gene Ontology annotation, cellular component: glucosidase II complex. The record is from RefSeq and is a predicted model, not a curated record. The transcript is spliced from 3 exons. Gene Ontology annotation, biological process: N-glycan processing.